GCAGUGGUAAUAAAACGCUCAACGCCGAUUCACUCAGUGUCGACUAUCUGUUGAAAGAGAAAAGAUAUGGCUGUCGCGUUUGUAUCUUUAAUUCUCGGGGUUGUAAUAAUUCUCUACCUCUAUCUGACAAAAAACUUCAAAUACUGGCAAAAACGUGGAGUUCCUUGCGUGAAUGGUGCUUUACCGGGAGUUGGUCAUAUGUGGGAGUUUGUCAUUGGAAAAACUGCUUUCGCUGAAUUUUGUCGCAAAAUCUACCAUGACAACAAGGAUCACAGCAUGGUCGGCUUUUACAAAUUCUUGGAGCCCACAUUAAUGGUUCGCGAACCGGAGCUGGUGAAAACAGUAAUGCAAACGAGCUUUACGCAUUUUCACGACAAUACGUUCAAGAUCAACCCUGACCUGGAUCCUCUUUUGGCAAACAAUCCCUUCUUCACAUACGGAGAGAAAUGGGUAACCGGAAGGAAACGUCUGGCCUACGCCUUCUCCAGCAUGCGACUAAAGAUCUUACUCGAGAGUGUUAAGCAAGUAUGUGGAGAACUGGAGAACUAUUUAGAUAAAAAGUUGAACAAGGUAGAGAAAGUGGAAAUAGAAUUGAAGGAUCUCUUCGCCAAGUACACUGCCCAAGUGGUAGCGAAUGCCGGUUUCAGCGCGAAUGGAUUCUGCUUCGACGACAAGAAAGAACACGAAUCUUUCUAUGAGAUGAGCAAGGCCUUUCUCGAGCCAUCUGCUAUGAACAAUAUGAUGUUUAACAUUGUGUUCCUAAUGCCUUGGUUGGGCAAAGUUCUCAGACUGAAUUUUUUACCGAAGAAACUCGAUCGUUUCUUUAGAAAAUUGGUCACUGAUGUUAUGAAACAAAGAAGGACGAGCGGAAUGCAAAGAAAUGACUUCCUCCAAUUAAUGACCGAAUUAGAGCGUACAGAAGAUGAUAAGUUCGAUUUGGAGAUUCUAGCGUCUUACGCGUUAUCAUUCUUCGUCGACGGCUACGAGACUUCCAGUAGCGCUUUGUCCUUUAUUGGCUUCCAUUUAGCCGUUUACCCGGAAGUGCAGAAGAAAUUACGCAAAGAGGUGAUGAAUGUGCUGUCCAAAUACAACGGCAUAGUUACGUAUGAUGCUUUAAAGGAAAUGACCUACAUGGAUCAAGUAAUAAGCGAGUCACAGAGAAUCGUACCUGUGGGUGGAUUUUUGAGCAAAGAUUGCACGGAAGCGUUCGAGUUGAAAGGAUCCGAUGGAGUCGUUUGCUCGGUGGAACCUGGGACAACUAUUAUAAUACCCCUCCACGGCUUGCAGGAAGAUUCUUGCUACUGGGAGAAUCCGCACGUAUUUGAUCCUGAUAGAUUCAGCCCGGACAGGAAGCAUAGCAUCGAAAGAUUCGCCUUUCUUCCCUUCGGCGAGGGCCCACGAAUGUGCAUAGGAAUGAGGAUGGCUCUAUUGCAGAUCAAAGCAUGCCUCGCUGUACUCUUAAGGAAGUAUAGCUUAGAGCUCUCUCCAAAGAUGCAAAUGCCUUUGAAAUUAAAAAUCUCACAUUUUCUGUAUGCGCCAGUGGGUGGUGCUUGGGUCUACAUCCGACCAAUUUAAUUGCGCAAAUCUUUGAUUACCUGUAACUUGCUAUAAUAGUUUCAUUUGUUACCCAAUUUGUUGUCAAAAUAUCUUCUUCCUAUAAUGAGGUCUUUCGAUAUUGUUUACAAAUAGUUUACUAUAUAUUAUUGUACGAAAUGACCAAAUUGUCUUACACAACGAUCGUAUAACAUUUCAGUCGUAUAAAUCUUAAAGGCAACUCACAUACGAUAAAUUAUAUUUAAUGGAAAAUAAAAGGGAGAGAAAUAUUGUAUGUUUAUUCGAAAAGUAGCAAGAUUUCGGUAUUUAUAUCUUAUUAAUUACACAUUCUAUUAUUCCACCAUAUUAUAGUAAUAUUAUUAUAAUAAAAAAGCGCCAACGUUUUAAGAAAAAACAUUACGUUAGUUGUAAUAAUGAGACAUACAGCGUGCAGGUCUUUUAAUGUAAAUCACUUAUGCACUAUGCAUUUAUACAAUGCAUUUAUACGAUAUUAUGCAAAAUAUUGUUAUAUAUAUAAUAACAAGGUUGGGGUUUUACGAUAUUACUGAGAAAAUUAAUAAUAGGAGACAAUAUAUAAAACAUAAUAUUUCAGGAAUGCAAAAAAAGAGAAGGAAGAAAAGAGGAAUUUUGAGCUUUAUUUUUGUUGUGAGUUUAUUUUUGUGGUUGCCCAUAAUAAUAAAUCCAAACACACACUUAUUACUUGUACAUAUAUAUAUCGUAAUCAUUAAUUUACAAGUAUGUUCAUUAUAUAUUGAAAAUUUAUAAUUUUUGUUUUAA
Dinoponera quadriceps is the source of this 2331-nucleotide messenger RNA. Its product is annotated as cytochrome P450 9e2-like. The record is from RefSeq and is a predicted model, not a curated record. Gene Ontology annotation, molecular function: iron ion binding; heme binding; oxidoreductase activity, acting on paired donors, with incorporation or reduction of molecular oxygen. NCBI's taxonomy places the organism in Eukaryota, Metazoa, Arthropoda, Insecta, Hymenoptera, Formicidae. The transcript has a single exon. The coding region runs from base 67 to 1575 and encodes 502 amino acids.